GGAACUACUAAUCUUGAAGGUGUCCUAAAUGGUGGAGAUCCUCGAGUAGUCGAUUUCUUCAAGCGUAGUGGUCUCGAUAAUGAAUCUCUAUCCAGUCUUUCCGAUGUUAACGAAGAUGGUUGGCUGGAUAUCAAUGAGUUUUCAACCGCGAUGCAUCUCAUUGUUUUAAGAGUAAAGGGACACGUACCGAUUCCUACAUGUUUACCUGCUUGUAUUCGACCUCCAUAUGCUCCUCCACAGGUCUGUCCUCAGGUGCAGUAUAGCCCUGGCGCAUCCGGUACCGUUUUACGCGGUCCUCCCUCUUCUGGUUCGUGGGAUCAAUUCGAUAACGGCGACACUCACCUUGCUGAAUUCUCCGAUACUCCUCCAUUGUUGGUUGAUAGUCGCCCUACAGCAGUGAAGCAAACUAUUCCGUUGUUAGCUCUAAAAUCUCCAUGUGGGCCACCUCCACAGCCUCCUCCCCGUCCUCAACUAAGAGGGCACACUCGAAGUGCUAGCUUGGACAUGAUGAAGAACAUUCAGCUCGCGCAGACUGGGAUGCCACUGUCGUAUGGAGAUCGCCGUCCAUCUGAUUCAACAACUGUGACUGCCGAUCACUCGUCCGGUUUAACCAUUUCUGGCUCGAUUCCUACUGCGCCACCUCCGCCCGUUCCGCAACGAGUUUCUCCUCCUGCUCCUAUUCCUAGAAGGAGCAGUACAGCAGAAACCCAAACAGAAGGGCGAUACUUGGACGCGAACGAUAUAGAACGGUAUAUUGCUGAGUUUGAUACUCAAAUAGCUGACCUUCUUGGAGAUGAAGCAGAUGCAACAGCUGGGAAAGGAGUGGAACGCUUGGGCUCGAAGAUGUGA
This is a messenger RNA of Ostertagia ostertagi, 849 nucleotides long. Lineage: Eukaryota; Metazoa; Nematoda; Chromadorea; Rhabditida; Trichostrongylidae. The record is from the annotation of a GenBank genome assembly.